AAAACCCCUCUAUAAAAUGCAUAUGUAGGGGAGGGGCUCAACUGUUGUUGCAAACCUAUUAUACUCCCCUAAAAAAGAUCCAUAAAACACUGACUAUACGAACUACAAAAUGCCUCUCUGGGAAGCAACAUUCAAGAAGGGCCAGCAGCACAUAAUAACAUUUCCCAGGCCCAUGACACUGACAGGAGCACUACUAUGUAUCGAUAAUCCAAACAAGAUCAACUUUGACUGCAAUAUCGAGAUCCACGUCAUGGAAGGCGAGGGUGAAAAAGAUGCAAUUGUGGGAGUAGUCGGGGGAUCGGCCAGCGGCACUACCCUGCCUGUACAGAAGAUGGGGUUGAAUAAGAGCCUUCCACACAGUGUACCACUCACGUUCUACACCAAGGUGGUUCCUGUUCCAGGCCAGAAAGGAAAAGGAUUGAAAAGUCUCAGGGAUGCUGAUUUUAAAGUACAAGUUUCUGGAUUCUCUGACUAACUGUAUAUAUGUAGCUAUAAUUAUAUAGUUCUGGCUUUGUGCAUUUUGAUAGUAGACCCCCUUCAUUUUUGUUUAGAUGUAGGAAAUUAAAUACAACAUUACGGUUUGCCAUAAUUUUUAUGAUGAGUGGAGUCAUAAUCAUUAAAUGA
This is a messenger RNA of Halichondria panicea, 624 nucleotides long. RefSeq lists its product as uncharacterized. The transcript has 2 exons. The coding region runs from base 110 to 475 and encodes 121 amino acids. The record is from RefSeq and is a predicted model, not a curated record. Lineage: Eukaryota; Metazoa; Porifera; Demospongiae; Suberitida; Halichondriidae.